ACAACUUCUCCUUUUUUAUUUAAUAGCUCAUGGUUAGAAAAUUGCUUUAUAAGAACUAAUGGAACCGAUAGUAUUCACCCCCCGUUUGUACCAGCAGAGAUACAACUUUGUGGUGUCCUAUGUGGAUCAAUACAAACCUAAAAAGGUCAGUGUCUGUCUCUUUACUUCUGUUAGAAUUAUAAUAAUUAUGUUUUAGUAUCUCACUGUGACGGAAUGCCUGGCACCCCGACUGGGUACCCACGUCAAUCGCUGCUUCCUAGUAAUCCUUUAGUACCAUAAGCACCGCACUUGACACCAUAACCACUGUAAACCCCACAAACCGGCGCAGCUUGGUUGGGGUCUCGCUGUCCUCCACCCACCCUGGGCCCAAGACCAGGAUCCAGCUUCCAGUGGGUAGACCUCUCUUAGUCCAUAGAGCAAAGCAGGCUGCUCUUACAAGAGCAAUCUUUGUAAUCCAAGGGAGUAUAGUGAUUAUUGCAAUCCCCAGAGUGAAUAUAGCUCUCCAAUUCCACAAACAUGAGCCUAGACUUCAUGGAGGAUAAAACGAAUCUGUUUAAUGGCAGCCAGAACUGGCCUUAUAUGCAGGUCCCCAUGCAAGGGGCACUCCCCCGGGACCUGAGAGUAGACUACAGUAAAAACAUACACGAUUGCAUUGGCUCUCAGGUCCAGGACCCUCCAAUACAAAGUAGGUCAAUCCCUCUCCUGUGCCUGGGAGAUAAUUGAGUCAGCACUGUAUUAAACUCUGUUAUCUCCAGGCACAGAAAACAUGCAUUUUUACAAAACCCCCAAAGCGGUAUUAGAAUAGGGGGUGGGGGAGUGUAUUAGAUUGCGUCUGCAUGGAGGUGCUGAAUGCUCCCCAUGGAGAUGCUGAUUGGCUGCGCAGCUUUUUGCUACACAUGCGCAAUAGCCUCCCAAUGCUUUCCUAUUGGAAAGCAUUUUUUUGGCUGAGCUGAUCAAGUUUGAUCUCAGCCAAAGUGAAGAACACACUCAUAGGACUUCAAAAUCAACAGGAUAGCGUCAUUUGUUUUUUACAGCUGUGCAGCAGCAUACAUUCACCAUUUCAGUCCCAUUACCAUAAUAUGUCAAGGUAGUUGGACUGAAACAUUGGUUAUAUGCAAAUACCUAUCUCCUUAAAAUGAAUUUGCUCUUUUGUUUACUUUGAAGCUCUACGAGCUUGAGAACAUCCAGUGUCAGUUAGGCAUCUUUCUUUUUAGACUGUACUUUCUGAAAGAAACCUACGUUUCUAUGAAAACUGAAAUGUUUGUUUUUUUGCUGCCCACAUAAACUUAAACCUUGUUUAUUUAGCCCGUGUUAGCCUUUGAGUUUGACAUGCUUGUUGUACGGGGUCAUAGAACACCCUGCAUAUUUAGUGUGUGCAGGGUUAAAUCCCUGCUCAAUCGAUGGAAUCUAGGGAUUCCCUCUGUCUGCUGGGGCCCCAGACUUUUAGAUGAACUGGGAGCCAGUGCUUCAAACAGUUCUUUAAUUUGACAUUUAAAUGCCCUAGUGAUUUCAGUGUGAGCAGGAUUAAAUCCCUGAUCACACCCCUAACCCCACAUGUCAAUGAAUAAUCGGCCUCUCCUUAAAGUGCGUAAGCCAGUUUUAGUGGCCCCACACUUUUUGAUGCGCUGUUUGCAGUGUUGGAAGCAGCACUUUAAAUAGGUAUUUAAAUGUCUAUGUGAAUAAUGCAACGUGAGCAGGGUUAAAUCCACCACUAACCUUAGGUAUCCACCAUACCUGGGGCUCUUGUAAGUAAUUUGUAGUAUACUCAGUCAGUUCAAUAAGCUCUGUGCAGCAUUGGAAGUCACCAUAAGGUUAGUGGUGGGGUUAGAUUUUUGGGUAAGAGUAUGGUAGAGUUACACUUCGUGUUGGGGCAGGUUUAUUAGGGUAAGAUUUCGGUUAAUGUUUUUUUAGGGUAAAGAUAGUAUAGGGCUGACGUUAAGAGUAAAUUACCUAAAAGUUAGUUAAAGGACCACUCUAUGCACCCAGACCACUUCAGCUUAAUGAAGUGGUCUGGGUGCCUGGUCCCUCUAGGAUUAACCCAUUUUUUUUAUAAACAUAGCAGUUUCAGAGAAACUGCUAUGUUUAUAAAUGGGUUAAUCCAGUCCUCAAAUCCUCUAGUGGCUGUCUCAUUGCCAGCCACUAGAGGCGCUUGUGUGAUUCUCACUGUGAAAAUCACAGUGAGAGCACGCAAGCGUCCAUAGGAAAGCAUUAUGAAUGCUUUCCUAUGAGACCGGCUGAAUGCGCGCGCAGCUUUUGCCGCGCGUGCGCAUUCAGCCGAAAUGGGAGGAGCGGAGGAGGAGAGCUCCCCACCCGGCGCUGGAAAAAGGUAAGUUUUAACCCGUUUCCUUUCCCCAGAGCCGGGCGGGAGGGGGACCCCGAGGGUGGGGGCACUCUCAGGGCACUAUGUUUUCCUGGCACUAUAGUGGUCCUUUAAUGUAAGCAUUGGGUAUAGUUGGGUUAGCGUUAACUAUCAAAAAUUAAUUUAGGUCCUAAACAAAUUAGCUAUUUAAUAAUCCGGACUGAUAUAUUAAUCUAUUUUGAGUUCUUUUUAAUUAGUUGCACUGGAUGUGUAAAAAUUAUUAUAAGCCAAAGUGUGAAUUGUUUUCUCUAAAUUAUUUCCUAUUUGUAACAUUUAUUUCACAAGUACUGUUGUGUUAGGUAUACAUAUAGAAUGUUAAAUGAAAGCCUUUUCUGUCCUUUAAAAAUUGGUUUAUAAUCUGUAUCCGGUACUUGAAGAAAAAAAACCUUAAAUUACGGUGGAACAAAGCUUCUGCUCAAAUUCAAGGUUUUGUUUUGGUUCAGAAUGUUGACUAUUGCCUCCGUCCCUGACUUAGAAAUAUAUAGAAUGUGUCGGCAGAUAAGAACCAUUUGCCCGAGGGGGUGUGGUCCAACCGUCGACCGAGCUGGACGUGUGUGUGUGUGAAGCUCUGCUCGGCACAUACCGCUAACAGCACACAAAAGCAAUGGGUACUGGCCCACUGUCCACAUGGAUAAGCGCACCCCACGUAAACACCCUAAAAAAGCGUCCGAAACGGGCGUGAAAGUGACUGACCUGUUUGCGGCCUCCCGCGUGGCUCAGGCUGGCAACCAAAAUGGCAGGCGAUAACCACCGAGCACCACUGCCUCAGAUAAUGAAGAGGACGCUGGACCCUCCUCACUGCAGCCUGACACAGCCCAAAUCCUCAUGAAGCUGUCAGAAGUGCGCUCCUACCUGGCAAGGGAGAUCACCUGCUCCACGAGCGAAGUCAAAGCAGAAAUACAUGCUCUGGGAGCACAAACGACCAUCCUGGAGCAGAAAUUGGAAGAGACAAGCCCACGAUCUGGUGACCGAUAGUCUCAUCACUCACAGUCCGGCUCCAAACCGCUGAAUCCACCAUAGAAGACCUAGCUAACAGGUCUUGGCGCAAUAAUAUACGCCUGAGAGGCUUGCCGGAUAGAGAUGGAGAGGUACCAAUGACAGACAUUAGGCUCCCCAUCCUGAGACCGUUAUGCCCUGACAUACCGGGAGAACUGUGGCAUGUUGACAGAGCUCAUAGAGCCCUGAGAGCUUGGAGAGCCGACGACUCACAACCCAGGGAUGUCAUCAUCCGCUUCCAUUUCUUCCAAACCAAGGAAGCCCUGAUGGCUAAAAGCAGAGAUGGCCCAAUCCACUAUAAAGGCGCGGAACUGACGCUGCUCCAAGACCUCUCACCAAUCACCCUCCAGUGGCGCAGAGAAUGGAGACCAAUCACUGACUUACUGAGAUAGAAGAACAUCAAGUACGCUUGGGGCCAUCCAUUCGCCUUCAAAGAUGGCCGCCCUCACACCUUGCAUCUCACCGGUGAUCCGGGAGUCUUCCUACGCAGCCUGGGGAUCCAGACUCUGGUCCAGAUCCUGGCACCAGCGGACAUAUCUGAACUACCCACUCCAGAGAGUGGCACACCGUGUGCAGGUAACGACCACCGAACCGCCUUCACUGGGGUCACUAGAGGCACAGGUACUGGGGCUCCUGUCUGGGGGGCUGAGUGGCUGAACAUUUGAGGGGGAGAUGGAAAUCUUAUGCCGCUGGCCGCGGCCUACAAAAACUAGGAGGCCUGCAUUGUGAUCAUGGGGAAAGGCACACUACUGGACCCGCACUCGCUCAGGCUGAGCCACCGUAUUGAGGGUUGGGAUGUGCUAUUGGCGGGGUUUGGCGUUAAUAGGCUGGUGGGGUCGCCCUGCUGCCCCGACAGAGAUCCUUGCAGGCCGUAGCCUGAGUAGCCGGGGCAGCAUACACACUCAGGACUUUCAUCUGAACUUCCUUGCUUACCGUAGCCCCUUUAUGUUACUGUCUAUAUAUGUUUUAUAAUUGUGCCUACCACUAUAUACUCUCACACACCUAUCCAAACGCCUAGUAAAGACUUUGUGAACACAGUUACGGUAGCACAGACGGCCACGUCGCUCUACCUCCAACAUAUGGAGCUGAGGGCUUCCCUACACAUGUGGGUGCGGAAUGUCACCUCCUCACACACGCGCCUACUGAUAGCGCUAGUGAUCCUACAUACCACAUUCUCAAGUACUAAAGGUUACAGUUAAGUUUUACGUUCUGGUCACACUUUACUAUGAGUUAGUGGUUCCACCGAGUGACAUCGACUAGUUGAUCAAUACCCCAACACCUCUUGCACGUACACAGUGUAGGAGAGUCAUCGAGACACACGCCCCGAUAAUACCUGGCGAAAGCUAAGACCACGUCUUCCUUUCCUUCCUUCAUCUAUUCCCUUCCCUCUCCCUUAUCUUCUCUUCACUCGGCCGUCCGCUGGUGGGGGCACCGGAGUGGGCGGGUGGCGGGGGACUCGGCGCCCGGCUGGGGGACUGCUGGUGGCAAGGCCCAGGCAGCUGAGCAAUGUCCUUACACUUAAUAUCCCUUAAUGCAAAGGGGCUGAAUGCCCCCAAAAAACGGAGGCUCAUGUUCCGCGAGCUUAAACGUUUGAACGCGGAUGUUGCAUUCUUACAAGGGACACACUUGCCCCAUGGCUCCCAUGUGGCCCUGAGAGAUCACAUCUAUUGCUCUGUUUUCGAGGCACUAGCGUUCCGAAAGCACAACGGGUAGCCAUAGCAAUACACAAUAGAUGCCCACUUCAAGUCACACAGGCUGUCUCAGACCCGGAGGGGAGGUUCCUCAUACUCUUAUAUUCACACACUCUGCACCUUGUUAACAUAUAUGCACAUAAUGAUCCAACACCAGCUUUCUGGGACGACUAUUUGCCUCGUUUCCACUGAGCGUAACGGUUCGGUAUGGUACGCUAUUUUGAGUGUUUCCAUUAUGAAAGGGGCCCAUACAACCGAACCGCACCGUUCAUGGUCCCCUUUCAGAUAUAGGGCCAUAGGAAAUGGUACGUUACGGUUAGGGCGGCGCUACUAGCGUCACACUAUACAAUCCAUUGAUUGGCGGACAUGAAAACGUCAAUGCUCACGAAAAAUGACACUCUAGGCAUUUUUUCUAAACCCCACAUGGCCCCUGGUGGUCCGACUUGCAGUGGAAAAGCUCACCCGAAUAGGCUGGACCAUUCUAACCCUUCCAAAUUGUACUGACCCAAACCGUUACGCUCAGUGGAAACAAGGCAUUAAUGACCCAACUUGCAGACCUUCCCCACGGGUUCGUAGUCGUUGGAGGGGAUUUCAAUGCAGCCCCAUGCCCGGCGAUAGAUAGGAGCUCUAGAGACGGACAGCUGCGUUCUCAGGGACGAGGGACCCAUGACAGACUACUCCACGGCUUCAUACAACAAACGGGACUCAUUGACAUUUGGAGAGCACAUCACCCAUGCACAAGGGACUACACAUUCCACUCUGCUCCCCACAACACAUACUCGCCUAUGUAUAUGUUCCUAGUUAAUGGGGCAAUGGUGCCCAGAGCGACCCACUCACAUAUCGGCACUAUAUCGUGGACAAACCACGCAGACAUAGCGCUAACACUGACCAACCUCUGUGCGGCUACCCCGUGGAGCUGGAGGCUUAACACAGCACUCCUAAGGGACCCGGCAGUGGUUGAUACAAUAAAGGAGGAGCUGAAAGCUUACUUCGCCCUGAACACCACAGAUAACAUCCCCCCCAGCUACCAUUUGGGCAUCACAUAAGGCCGUAAUUAGAGGGACCCUAGUGAAACAAGCCACCCUUAAAAAGAAACCGUAAUAACGGACCAACUUGCCACCCUACGCAGAGUAGAACAACAACACAAACAAAACCCUACCCCAGCCAAACUGCAAGAACCGCGAGCAAGGUGCUUAGAGGUCAAAGAAACACUCUUAGAUGACACAGCUAGGUCACUAAACUGGACGAGAAGGACCUACUAUGACAGGGCAAACAAAAUGGACUCCCUGCUAGCCAGAACGCUAAGACCCAAACAGAAACAUGCGCACAUAACUAAAAUCAAAGACAGGCUAGGGAACCUACAGACCACCAACUGACGUAGCUCAGGUUUUCACCGACUAUUUUCAGGCCCUAUACAAUCACUCCCCUACUCAGCGGGGCCGGGAACUAGAGGAGGAGGACAACGUCAGCACAUACCUACAACAACAAGACUUACCAAAACUGACAGGAGAGACCAUCCAAGUCUUAGGAGGCCAAAUCACGGUAGAUGAAAUAGAUGCCCAAUCUCAUCGCUAAAGGAUAACAAAGCCCCGGGACCGGACAGCUUUGACGGGCCUACUUUACAACGUUUAGGGAGGAACUGGUCCCUCACCUGACGACAUGGUUCAACGACCUCAUGGACGGUUGCAGCACGGACCGAGACAUGUACCUAGCGAACAUAGUCCUAAUCCCGAAACCGGGCAAAGACAACACUAGCCCUGAGAAUUAUAAACCCAUAUCCAUGAUCAACCACGACGGUAAGUUAUUAGCAAACGUAUUAGCGAUGAGACUGAACUCGUUAUUAUAACGGCUGGUCCACGCGGACCAAGUAGGCUUUGUUCACGAUAGACAACUAUUCGAGAACACACAACGCAAUAUUGACAUUAUCUGGAGGCAGACGAAGACAGGGUAGCCGUCUCUGAUACGCUUACUAGAUGCCAAAAAAGCAUUUGACAGGGUCCUGCCUAUCUGGGCUUCCCAGCCCCAUACAUUACAGCAAUCACCGCAAUGUACACUGAUGCAAAGGCUCAGAUUCGGAUCACCGGGGCCCCGAACAGACCCUUCGGUCUCGGGAAUGAGACUACACAGGGCUGCCCGCUCUUGUUUGUCCUCAAACUGCUUUUACAUAAAAUCAGGAACCAUCCUAAUAUUCACAGGGUGACCAUUGGGGGGGUUAAGGGGGAACAAUUCAAAGUGGCAGGUUACGCAGAUGACAUACUCCUCACACUGACUCACACAGAGGACUCAAUGCAGAUCCUCGUACAGGUGCUAGAAGUAUAUGGCGGCUUAUCGGGCUAUAAAGUUAACCUGGGAAAGUCCAGUGCCCUACCUCUCAACAUGACAGACAUAGACGCCACCUUUAUCACCACAACGCACCAUAUGCAACUAAACCACACUGCCAUUAAAUAUUUAGGAGUCAGAUUAACGGCCUCCCCUGACCAAUUAUAUGUGCAGAACUAUAUCCCGCUUUUUAAAGAUCUGAUUGGCGACCUGAUUAAGUAGGUUAAUAAACCUAUAUCGUGGAUCAGCCGAGUCCACACAAUUAAAAUGAACAUACUCCCCAGAAUCCUAUUCAUGUUCCUGGCCCUGCCUAUCCCUAUCACCUAAACUGAUCUGGCACUGCUCCAACAGACGACAGCGAACUUUAUAUGGAAUAACAGACGACACAGAGUAUCUCGAAACGUUUUGUAUCGCUCAAAGUGCUCGGGGGUUCUGGGAAUGUCCAAUCUUUUUUAUUACUACUUAGCGACCCAGCUGUUGCACUCCCAAUAGGAGGAGAUGGGUAGAUCUAGAGUCUCUCAUGACAGGCACAGAUCUCCCCCAAUUCUACUUCUGGCUACUCAAGAAACACAGGGCGUUUCUCAGAUCGGACUGCCCGUCCAUACUCAACUCCGUCCAGGUCUGGGACAAAUACGCAGUGAAAUAUGGCCUAGUGAGGCUCCCUUCCCCAAUGACACGUCUGUUUAGGAACAGAACAUUCCCCCUGGGGAAGAAACCCCGAGACUUUAAAAUCUUGGAAUAUGCUGGACUCCAAAGGCUAUGCCAUAUGACUAACGGAGACCGCAUACUCCAUUUUGACGAAUUAAAAGAGAGGGUGACUCUUACACCUGGAGACUUCUUUAGGUACCUGCAACUUAAAGAUUUCAUCGGCCAACCCAACAUAAAAGAACUAGCUAGCAAAAAUGUUACUUCACUAGAAAGCAUGUGCCUGAAGGAAUCAAUACACAGGGGCAUGAUCUCAUCCAUCAACACCCACAUAGCCUCUAAUACAACAGAAUGGGGCAGCCUCACAUAUAUUGAUCAAAAGGAAUCAGACUUGGGAGAACAACUAGAGGGGGUUGAGUGGCAGGAAAUCUGGGAAGCCAAUAACUCGGUCUCAGUUUUUACAACGGUCCAAGAGCAGGCUUAUAAAACUAUGUAAACAACACCGGUACAGCUCUACCGCAUGCAGCAGACCCCCAACGACCUCUGUUGGAGGAACUGUGGGGGGAAUGCCCAGUAGUAAAACCUUUCUGGCAAGAGGUAGGAAAACUCCUGGCACAGAUCUUUCAGCGUAGGGUGGAGAUCGACCCCUGGGUCUUUCUGCUCUCUAGAACACGGGACGACUGGGUGAGAUCAGACCAAAAACUCCUCCAUAAAUUAACCCUAGCGGUGUGUAGAGCCCUGGCACAAACCUAGCUUCAAGUGAACACCCCACCUCUCUCCGUAGUAAUACAUAAAAUGAAAGACACCUGUCUGGACAGACUGACUGCAAUUACCUGGGGAUCCCUGCAGAAACACAAAAAGAUGUGGGAACCAUGGCUAAACGCUGAUAUGGGUGGUUGAACGGGGUGUCGGGGAGGGCGUCAAGGAUCUUGAGCCCGCCACGUAGGGACCCCCUCGGUGCUCCUGGCUCACUGCUGGCUGGGCCUCUUUGCUGCUUCUCCCUGCCUGGGUCUGCAAUGCUUUCCUAUGGACGUCCAGCGUCUUCUCACUGUGAUUUUCACAGUGAGAAUCGCGGAAGUGCCUCUAGUGGCUGUCAGUGAGACAGCCACUAGAGGCUGGAUUAACCCUCAGUGAAACAUAGCAGUUUCUCUGAAACUAUGUUUUCAGCUGCAGGGUUAAAACUAGGGGGACCUGGCACCCAGACCACUUCAUUGAGCUGAAGUGGUCUGGGUGCCUAUAGUGGUCCUUUAAGUUGUUGUUUCACCAGUAGUCUCAAGAAAAUAUAAAUAAUUUGAACAAAUAUAUGCCAUUGCUGCAUCAUGUGAUGUGAUGAAAAAUUGAUGUAUCUAUUAUUUAAAUUUGUACCAUAAUUAUUUCUCGUCCCAUAAAAGCCGGAUAAAAUGUUUUAUAUGUUGUUUUUAUAGUAAAAGGAAAGCAAACAAUCCUGUCAGUCUUCUGAGCCUCUCUUUUUGUGCAAUAACACUGGCACGCAUGCGAAACAGCAAGUUGUGUCUAAUGAGAAGCACAUGGAAAACGGUGCCGAUCACUUGAUCGAGACUGUUAUAUUAAAUUUUUUUCCACUUUAUUACUUAGGAACUAGUUACUUUAAAGAGUAACACUGUUUUUGUUAGCAGGUAUUCCAUAUUAACCCACAGGGAUGUGGAAUUCAUAUUGCCCGCGACAUGAAGUUCUUGGCAGGAAGAUUUUUCAUUCUUUUAGUCCUGCUGGGGGCAAGUGGCAGGGCUGUCUUGAGGGAAUUGGUGCUGGCAUGGAGUGUAUCUGCGGCAGGAGGAGAACCAGACCCUCUGUCGCUCACUUCGGCAGCUCACAGGGAGGAGUAAGGAGCGGCAGCAACCAGCCUCUCCUCACAAUGCUCAAGAUUCAUGACCACCAGUAUUCAACAUGACGUAAUAUCCUGACGCCUGACACGCUUUUAAUGAGCAGAGACAGCAUGAGACAGGCUGCACAUCCACUGAACAUCAGUUGGUGGUAAUCUGUGCUGUAUGUAGAAUGUGUACUCACAUUACUAUUCAUACUUGAAAAGGUAUCAUUUCAUUUUGCUUUUGCUACUUGUUUAAUCACCUGCAUAAUAUUAUAUUGGAAAUGGUUGCAUGUUUAUACAAUGUAUUUGAACAUUCUGUUUGUCUUUUUGCAUUGCAGGUUGCAGACCUGGGCUGUAGCAAUUGUUCACUUCUGAGAAGGUUAAAGUUUUGUGAUUGCAUUGAGGAGCUUGUAGGCCUGGACAUUGAUCAAAGAUUGCUGACAGACAAGAAGUAAUUUAUUUAUUCGAUUAUUUUAUGAAACAGUGUUCAGCUCUAAGUGCUAUUUUCUAGAUAAGAAACUCCUACUCUGUAAUGUUAUUAGGAUCUUCUGUCAAAAUGUAGAGUGAUUAGAGUUUAAUUACACUUCAACAUUAGUCCAUUGCUCACAUUUGUUUUUAAAGUAAUGGGUACAUCUUGAUAUAGUAACCAUAUCUAAACUUAGAAUGUGACAGACACUGUAAUAUAAUUCAUUUAAUUAGUUUGUCUAUUUUCCAUAUCACUUACCUCACAUUUUGUCAUUGUUAAAUGGAGCUAUUGGUAACGUAAUACACACUGUCAUGGAUUUUUUGGAAUAUGCUCAAGUGGGCAGUUUGUAAAGGAUCUUACAAGAGGAACUCCUUCAUUUCUUAAGUGCAAGCUUUGUCCUUUAUCACCAUUUGUUUACUUCUUUCCCAUAUCAACUGGGAGUUAUUGUUAGUAUGUCUUACCGAACCACUUUUUUGUCAUUUUCUAGUAUUUUAUGUGCCUUUCUCUAGCCUCCUUAAAGGGACACUAAAGUCCCUAGAACCAUUACAGCUUAUUGUAGUGGUUCUCUAGUCUGCAGUAUGCAUGGAGAUGCCGAAUGUUCCCCAUAGAGAUGCAUUGUUUCUAUAUAUCUCUAUAAGGUGAAAUGCAUUUUGCCAUACAUACACAAUAGCCUCCCAGUGCUUGUCUAUGGGAAACAUUGGAUUGACAGAGGUCAUCAAGAUUGGCGAAGGUUGGGUCAGCCAAUCCGGGGAGGGGGGAAAAGGUAAGUUUAAUCACCUUUUCACUACAAUCUGAAGGGAGCCGGUGACCUAAAAAGCUACUCCAGGACUAGAGAACACUAUAGUGUUCCUUUAAGUGCCUCUACUGACCUCUCCCUUUAAGGGUCUUUCCCUAGCGCCCCAUAGUGUCUGUCAAUGCCCACACCCAGUGUUUUUCUUUGGUUCCAUCUUUCAGUGUUUAUUCCACCCAUCUCACCUUACCUGGGUAAUAUACCUUAAAGGUAGCAUGGCCGUCACAGCGUUGCUAAGUUGUCAGUGGUCAACUUUUUUUAUGUUCGGUCUCAACACUAGAAUACCACGUGACUGGCAGCAAUGUGGGGAAUCAGAGUUUGUGAUAUAAUGUUAUAUACUUUAUCUGUCGGUCUGCUGGGAGCUGAUAAGGAUUCUGUUUUUAAAGCUGAAAAGAAAAGAAGUGUUCAGCACUGACAAGUGGACUGGGCUACAACAUCCUGAGUGCAUCUAGGGCGUGAUCCCAGGCAGCUUCCCAGCUUGCUCACUUCUGGAAACUGGCCUAAUCAUCAGCAUGGCCUUUAAUAACAAUGACAGAAUGAGGAUUGGCUGAGGAUUUAUGCAACUUCCUGCUUGCAGAAAAUCUUAGAGCUGAAGAUCAUGGAGAGUUACAGCAAAUACAGUAACUUCAAAAUGUAGGAUUUGCCAAACAAGUGGCCACAUGUAUAAAAUUGUUAUAUAACGUCACAUGUGCUGAUCAUAUUGUUUACCACACUGUGUCUUUUAUCAUUUAGGGAAUCAUUGAAACCACUCCUAAUCAGCUACUUGGAGCCCAAAAAAACUCGACUGACUGUUUCUCUUUACCACGGCUCUGUGACUGAGAAAGAUCCUGCAUUGAUUGGUUUUGAUUUAAUAACUUGUAUCGAAUUGUAAGUAUUCCUAAUACAUUCAUUGGGUAUGAGUUGCGCUAAAAAAAAAUCCAUAUUUCAUGUAGAUACUUUUUUUUAACCUUUUUUUUUUUUUACCUUUAAUAUCUCUGCUUUAUACUUAAUUGUUAUGAAAAAAAGCCUGAUGUAUUACAGGAGGGCUUUUUUCUGAUAUUUAGUUUCAUAAACUGGAGUUGAGAAUGUUUGCUUAAGAGCACAAUUGUACUUUGUUUACUUAUUUAUUUUUUUAUUAAAGCAAUUAAUGUGAUAUAGAUCAUCUGUUCUUUUUUAAGGCCUUAGUUAUAAAGUUGUUAAUAUGCAAGCAGUAGCAAAUAUAAAUACAAGAAGAUUUAAUUUGUGAACAUCUUAACUCCUUCUGGCGGAACCAGCCUCGCCACUGGGCAUUGUAGAAGAUUGAUUGCCAGCCUCCUGUCCUGUGACUAUGGCCCCAUGUUGAAAUGCUUGAUUUUCCCCUGCAAAGACACGAAACCCGGGUCAUUCGGUACUUGCCCUAUUUGAACAGUGAUACCCCAGAUAGCUAUGCAAUGGAGCCCAUGCGUAUAACGAAAAACUAUGUGAAAGACUUUGGCUCCAUGGCAAUUGAACUGUAUGUAUGUGAUCUGAGCGCCAUUCAGUAAUAAUGUGCGCUCAGAUCUAAGCUAUCUGGGGAUAUGUUGAAUGUACCAGUUUUAUGCAAUAGCUGCACAGUUAUAUAUUUUUAUGUAUUUUAUUGUCUUUUGCUACCAUGUGUUCAAUGGAGUUUUGCCUCUGUCCUGGGAGAUAAUCGGAUUACUUCCCAAUUUUCUCCAGGAUAGAGGACUCUGUGGAACUGGUUUGGGCUGGAAAAGCCAUGCUUCAGUGGUCACAAAGGACUUUCAACCUAAGUAUAUUUAUAUUUGAAGGACGCUUAUUUCAAAUAUGUAAUAUUGCAUGCAUACUUUUAAAGUUAUAAGAAUUGUGUAAAAACUGUAUAUUUUCUGCCUGUGCUAAUUAAGUUAGUCUAUUGUCUUGAGAUAAUUGUAUCACAGGCAGAGGGGAGGAUUUCUGGUGGGAGUGGUUUACUUUAUUGUGUAUGUGUUGUAAUGUUUUUAUUGGUCGUUCUAAAAAACCCUGUGGGCGGUCCUGUAUGUGUUAAACCUGCAUAAAAGAAGGCCCUUUGGUGCCAAGUAAAACAGUUCUACUUCACCCUCAAUUUGAAGUGCCGUCUCUUAUUGGGGGAAUCUACUACAAGGGAUUGCUAUGCUUGUCGUACUCCCUUGCUAAAUCACUACUAAGCUCUUGUAAGAGCUUGUUCCUGCCUUGCUCUAUGGAGGAGUCUACAGUGGUUAUGGUGUCUGCUGCAGUGCUUGGAGUCCUCAGGAAGCGCUAGGAGCAUCCUUCAACGGAGGUACCCAGUCGGGGUGCCCGUCGAUCCGUUACACUCCUAUAUUGCGAAAAAUAAAAUCAUAACAUUAUGUUAUAGUGCCAUGUAGUGUGAACUCAGUAAAUAGCUAGCACUAAAACAAACAAAAUGUCACAUGUUCUGCCUCACCUCGUAGUGUCUGUAAUGACAAAUGCCUUUCUGGCAUUGACAGUAGUCCACUCAGCAGGCCUGUACCAGUGUUUCUAACUCCUGCAGCAUGUUAAAGGCCGCUGGCCGCUGCGGAUCCAUUCCAAUUUGUAACCUCACAUCCACCCACGGUAUUGACAACGUCAACGUGCGUAUGACGUCACGCAAGGGACGCGCACGCACAUUCUGGGGUCAAAGGCCGGGUACAUCCAAUCGGAUCUGAAGGAGGCUUAUUAAAACUCCCUUUUCCUCAUUGCCCUGUCGUGGUUUCCCUUAGUAGGUUAUCUGAGAGAGUGUUCCUGAGCGUUUAUUUCUGGUUUUUGACUUUGGCUUCGAUUUGACUUCCCUGACUUCUGGUAUCUGUGACUUUUGGCUUUUCCCUCAUCGUUUUGUCUCCCUAUGUAUCCCUGAUCUCGGCAAGUAUCCUGACUGUUCUCUGGUACGUUAAGUCCGGCCAUUCUAAGGCCCGGUAAGACUUUACUUUUAGUCCUUGAUGUGACACAAUUCUGAGUGCUAGAUCAACUAGUAUCCUGACACAAAAUAACGAUAAAAAAAAAAUACUUUUUGUUUUGAGAAAAGAGUGUAAAAAGAACAAAUUAUUAUUUAACAGACAAUUCCAUCACGGUGGUAGUGUUGGCUAGGGUUGUUACUUAAAAGCAUUGUUCCUCUGUGAGAUAUCAUCUUCCUGGUAUUUUAGUGGUUGGCAGAGUAUAUGCUCAAACGAUCAGGCGGGAGGGGGUGAGGGGUAGGAAGGAAACCAUUCAUAAUGGUGGUGCUGUGGCACAGCCUAGAUGUCUAUCGGCAGGAUAUUAAUGAUGCUAUUCCCCAAUUACAUAAGCACGUUAUGCGCAAGGAAAAAUAAGACAGCUAAACAUAAAAUUGAGGACCGUGCAAUAGAGGGUAAGUAGCCUUGGGUGGUAGUCCAGUUUCAGGUGAAUUUGGCUGCUGUCAAGUUUUGACCAUUCAGGUCUGAGGAUGUGGAGACGCCGGGCGGUCCAGGGUAUUAACUCUGUGACCGUGAAGGGGUUUCAGCCGAUUAGGCCCGUACCAUCCGCUCUCAGUAGCUCAGGCUACGCAGGUGGACUUUGAGUUCCCUGUGGCUUCGUGCCUUAUAGGUGGCACUCGAGUAGGUGAACAGAAGCUGUUUGGGCAGUUUCCACUUGUAUGGAAUGUCCAUUGCUCAAAGGUGUUGUAGGAGUGUUUGCAGUGAACUUUGCCAGCUAAUGGUGCUUCUGGGGAGUUCUGGGUACAAGGCCAGGGUUGAGCCCUCAGAUAGUAAGAGGGUCUUACACCGGGUCGCGGCCAUUAAUAGAGCUUUAUCUUGCAGGUACUGAAAGCGGACGAUUAGGUUAGCAUAUGCGCCUGCAGGGGCUGUUCUUGGUCUUGGCAGGCGGAACAUACCGUCGAGCUUCACCGCCUUGGCCUGUUUUGGCGGCAGCAGUUGGGCUAUUAGCCUUUGGAGGUAGUGAGGCACAUCAGGAAGGCCCACCUUCAUUGGUCCUCUAUGGCGUCAACCCGUUCAGCAGGCGCCGCUUGUCUAGCUCCUUGAGUUUCUGUUCCACUGCGGACAGUCGUGAGUUGUGGGUACUCAAUGCGGCUUCCAGCAAGGCGAUGCGGGAGGUAGCGCUGUCCAGGGCGUCCUUAAAGAAGGCCAUGUCAGCCGCGAUUUUGUCUCUCUGUUCCGCAAACAGGGUCUUGAGCUGGUUGGCAGUGACUGGCUUGUCGGUAGUGGGUUGUUUGGGCUUAGAGCCUGGCACUGGUGCACUUGAGGCCUCCGUUCCUAUGUUGAAGCAGUUAUCUUCCGAGGAGUAAGUAGAGCCCUCGUCUCCCAUCGCCAUUUUGUCCCAUGCGGCUGCUUGCUAUCUCUGCAGAAGUUCCCCGAAAUCUCUGGCCUUUGUCGGCUUUUGUUUUUUUGUGUUUGCUCCCCUUAGCUUUCACUUGGCGACAGGGUAGUGAAAGUAAGGUGGGGUGGAUUAUCCAUGCCAAAAUCACCCAUUUUAUGAGUUUAUGGUCCAGAGCUCUCAAAAGUGCAACUUCUCCGCUUCUUAGUUGGCUCCGCCCUCACAAAAUGACAAUUUUUAUACAUAUUUUGUUAGAUUGCACCUAGAGAAUAUUUUUCAUUAUCUGUACUUUUUUUACAAUAUACGUACCUUGAAGUCUCCCCAAAGGUUACAAAUAUUUAAUGAAUGAGGAUUAAUGUCACUUAUAAAAACCGUUAUUACAGCAUAAAAUCUAUGCUGAAAUUCACAGCUUACUAAUGUAUGACAUUUACACAUGUUUAGUUUUCAUUGUGGACUCUUGUAGGCCUGAUCAUGUUAGUGAAGGUUUGUUUCACAUUCACAUGUAUCCCAUUACUGUUCUAUUCACAUAUAUUUUAUGUUGGGCAGCAUGCAUCAACCUCUCUAGCUGGAGGGUGCUUUUUAUACUCCAAUGAAUCUAUCACUUGAAGCGGUGGGUGAUUUUCUUUCUUUGGGACUGAGUUUACUUUGCAAGUUUCAUGUCCUUCUUUUGUCAGAAAAUACCACUGAAAAUCUUCCAUUUGCAAACUUUGCAAGUUUAACCAUGUCAGCUGUUAGCAGAGGUUAAGAGCUAGAAAUUACAUUUCCAGCCACCAACAAUUUCAUCCUUGGGUGUCUCUGCGUUUAUUUGCUUGCCCAGAAAUAUUUUGUUUAGAUAUGAGCCAGAUGGGGAGACUCAAGGUAGAUCUUAUGACACCUUUUCUGCUCUUUAAGCCUAUCGUUGCCAUUUAAGGAGAAAUAAGACAGAAGUAUAUCCAGUUGACUCCAGAGAAUCUAGACUUUGGUUUGGCAGAAAACCAACGCAUUUUGCCCAAAGACUCAUUGCACCAUAAACAUAGAAUGAGCUGCAUUGGUUAUAGGACCCCUUUAAAUCUUGUUUGUAUUUUGCAAUUAUGACAGAAAUAUAUAUUUAAUGUAUGCUUUGGAACUUGGUGACUACCUCACGGAAUACAGUAGUACCUUAUUUUCCUUUGCCUUGUUUUCCUGCUACAGGAUUGAACACCUGGAAACGCAUGAUCUGGAUAAAUUCCAGGACACACUUUUUGGGUUCAUGGCUCCACAUACAGUACUUGUUAGCACUCCCAAUUCAGAAUUUAAUGUCCUACUUCCCAACCUUACUGGAUUCAGGCAUCUGGAUCACAAGUUUGAGUGGACUCGGGAAGAAUUCCAGAACUGGUGAGUUCAAUUUGGUGUUGGCAUAAAAUGUAUAGGGAUACCUGAAGUUUUUUUUAUGUGUUGUACUCCAAGCAAACGUUGGUCAAAUACAAAAACCUGUAAUAAACAUGCAUAUAUAUGAAUGUAAAAAGGUUGCGCCACAAGAAUACAAUAAAAUACAUGUAGCCAGGAUGAUUGUAUUGCUUCCAUUUGAUAAAGCCCUACGUGGUGAAACGCAAUAUGGAAAUUAUUACUUUCUUGUUUUUUUAUUUGAAUAAAGGAUUUUUGCUCACUAUACUUUUGUACUGUGCCAAAUUACCUUUUGUUUUGGAUUCAUUUAUUUUCUCCUAUUUACUUCCUGACUACUUCAAAGAAAUCCCAGGUGGGGAUCAUACCACCGGCGCCUUAUCCAUAGAGCAAUUCACUAUAAUUAUUAUUUUAGCAUUUUUUUUUAUUGCAUCAGAGAGCACUAUUAUCUGCCUUUUUAUAUUCUUCUCAUUUUGGGUUCAACAAAACUACCUCUCUUUUGAACACUUAUCCCGUAAGUGGGGAUUAUUCCACUGUAUGCUGCUGCAACUCCAUUAAAUGUGAGUGAGAUACCACUGUUUUAUUAUAUACUUCACAGUUAUAUUGAUUUUUUUUUUUUUUUUUUGCACUGUUGGAUUUCCUGUUCUUUCUGUUUUACAUAUCUAUAUGGAUCUUACCAAGGAACCUACUUUCUAGUAGAAGAAUCUGCCAUCUACCCAAGAACUUAUAUUGCAUUUAAAGGUAGUUCCUUUUUUAUUCUGGACUAUUUCAUUUAAAUACUGACAACAGUAUUUUAUUGUAUUCUUGUGGCUCAGCCUCUUUGCUUUUGUUUAAUUCUGUUGAUUCUGAAAAGGGUUGGAGGUAUCCCCUUUUUUUUGGUUUCCUGCCCUGCCUUAUCUGGUUGAUUAGCAUUAAACCUGCUCUCUCUUUUGUACCAUAUAUAUGAAUGUGUAGCUAAGUACUAAACAUUUUAUUAUAUUUUCCAGUUUAUUAAAUGAACACUCCAGGCACCAAACAACUUCAUCUAAAUGAAGUUUUUAUGGUGCCAGAAGGCCCCUGGGUGCAGCCAAUCAUCGACUCCCCAUUCACAAAACAAAUUCACAAAUGCUACGUUUAUUUGCAAGCCAGUUUUGUGAAUGGGAAGUCAGUGAUUGAUUGAGAGUAGAAGCUGACCUCUUUCAGCCAAUAAGAGGCGACACUGCCUGGCAGCACUCCACGCUUCCUGCAACUGAAAUUUCAAAUGUUAGAUGCUCCACUGUAGGCAAUUUAGAGGUUAAACUGGUCAAAAAUGGUUUAACCUCUUGAGAUAAGAGAUCUCCCGGAGCCUCCUUGCACCAUAACAACUUCAUUUAAAUUAAGUUAUGUUGCCUAAACUGCACCCUUUAAAUACCUUUUUUUCAUGCCUAUUUGAAAAUUAUGGAUAAUAUGCCUUCUGGCCCUCUUUAACCCCUUAAAACCCUAACCUUUAAACCCUGUAUGUGACGACUCUUCAGUGCCCUCUGUUGGUGAAACGGACAAUUGCAUUGAUUCGUAUAAUUUCAACAUGUUAAAUCUGUUUUUGCAUAUGUUAAAAAGUUAUGAUUGUAUUAUAUAUGAUGCAUUGUUGUGGUGUUUGUUCUUUAGGUUAUGAAAGUUUGUUUAAAUUUAUAUGAUUUUCACCACAUGCUUACAGGGACACUGUAGUCACCAGAGCAACUACAGCUUAUUGCAUUUGUUCUGGUGAGUAGAAUCAUUCCUGUAGCGGAAUGUACUUUGCCACAGUACCCCUAUUUGUACUAGGGGCUGUCCAUACCCCUUUGUCCUUUAUUUUUCUUUGAUUGCUACUGUUUGUUACUUGGGGAAACAAGUAACAAACUAUUAUAUUUUAUUAUUAUAUUAUAUUCUAUAAUUUUGUCUGGUUGUUCGGUAAUAACCCCUUUUUCAGCUAAAUCUCCCCAUAUGGUUUGACAAACGAACCAAGUACCGAACAACCAGGCCACCCAGGAGAGGAGCGGGGCGCCAAUUAAUCUUCCUAACCUUGUUCACACUUGCUAACUACAAACGCACGAACAAACUGGGUGAUUCCAUGGGCCACCGUUCGUAUAUAUGCUAACACAUGGUGGCGGCCAUCUUAGAAUACGAACUGCACCAUUGUCGUCGAGUGUCUGGAACCCAAAUCGGACGCUCAAUGGCACGAACACCGCAGAGACUUCCAUCUUCGUGCAAGUUCGUGUAAACUCAAGGGAACAGAGAGGCAUUCAGGGAAAAGAAUCACACGAACGGGAUGAUUCCAACGAACCAUCUUUAUAUACAAUUUUGUGGAUUUCGAACGUAGACCGACCACACAGCCCACCACAUGGAACUAUUUUCAGCUUACACCUUGUGUGCGGUCGGUAAAACGAAGACCUCCAUAAAAUUGUCGAACCCCUGAACUGAUCUGGGUGACUUUUCAGUAUGUUGCUCCCCCAGAUCGGGACUAUCAGUGGAUGUACUUUUGGAAAUGUAUGAAAUUGUUUGUUUUUUCGCUUGGAGAUAAUUGAGUUGAUACAGUACAGAGGGAUUGUGUGGAAUGAAUGGGAGUGACUCAUUACCUGCCUCUGUGUUUAUUGAUUGUGUACUGUUUUUACCUGUGCCCAACAAGGUCCACCUGGGUGGUAACCUUUUGGGAAAAACCUGCAUAAAAGUCCAGCCUGGCCAUUAAAAGUUCAGUUCUGCUCCUAAUACUGAGUGUCAUCCAGUUAUUGGGAAGGUUGAUGGGAUAUUCGUGGAUUAUUGUAUGCUUAUGCCUGCCUUCUUGAAGUAUCCUGUAUGUUCCUGAGUAGCUGUUGGAGUAACCAGCGGAGAAGUCCUGCUAUAGCUAGCUCUCAGCUACAAUUCCCUUCAGACUUUUUGCUGUAAACACUGUCUUUUCAAAGAAAAUGCAGUGUUUACAUUACAGCCUAGUGAUAACUCCACUGGCAGCUCCUCAGAUGGCUGCUAGAGGUGCUUCCUUAAGCAGUCCUGCCUAAUGUGCAGCACUGCCAUUCAGUGUCUCCUCCCUCUGUAUGCAGACACUGAACUUUCCUCAUAGAGAUUCAUUGAUUCAAUUAAUCUCUAUGAGAAGAUGCUGAUUGGUCAGGGCUGUAUUUGACUUGUUUUGGCUCUGCCCCUGAUCUGCCUCCUUGACAACUUCAGGCAAUCCUAUGGUGAAGCAUUGUGAUUGGCUCAGACCACCACUUCUGAUGAUGUCAACAGACAGGUGCAGAAGUAGCAGUUGCAGACUUGAAUACAAGUAAGAUUUUACUACAUUUAGGGUGGCAAGAAUGGGCCAGGGGGGCUAGAUGGUGGUUUUAACACUAUAGGAGAGAAAUAUAUGUUUGUGUUCCUGACCCUAUAGUGCUCCUUUGAGGACAAGUCGGAAAAGGGGUAGUCCUUGUAAAAAAAAUAAAAAAUAAAAAGUGUCCUGAUUUGUUCAGGGAUUUCAGAUUUUUCAGACCUGCUUGCAGGCUGCACUGGUACCAGGGACGUGUUAAAAAAGAGCUAGGCCUGAAAGCUGCAAAUGCCUUUGUAAUGCAGUAUUCAGAAAGAGGGCAGGCAGAGAAGUUGUUACCUACUAUAGGAGAAAGGGAGCAGGUAGAGGGGUCAAAAUCUGUCUGGUAGGAGCUGGACAGGCAAAGUGGUCUCUACCUGCCUGGAAGGAAGAGGCCAGAGAUUGACCCCUCUCUGAGAUGACAUUACAUUACAAAUUGAAGCCUUUAUUAUUUCAGAAACUGAUGAAGAAUUUGCAAAUUUAAGCUACCGUAUAUACUCGAGUAUAAGCCGAGUUUUUCGGCACAUUUUUUGUGCUGAAAAACCCCCACUCGGCUUAUACUCGAGUCAGUCUGUAUUAUGGCAACUUACAUUGCCAUAAUACAGACCAGGACCGCCGGGCUCAUUACAAGCCCGGCGGUCCUGUUGGGGGCUGGCAGUGAGCUGUUACUUACCUUCCUGCAGCUCCUGUCAGCUCCCUCCUCCUCCAUGCAGCUCCUCUGUCAGCUCCGUUCUGCUCCCAGUGUAAGUCUCGCGAGACUUGCACUGUAAACAGAACAGAGCUGACAGGGGAGCUGCACGGAGGAGAAGGGAGCUGACAGGAGCUGCAGGAAGGUAAGUAACAGCUCGCUGCCAGCCCCCCCACUGAACAGCCAAUGCCACUGGACCACCAGGGAUUUAAUAUUUAUUAUAUUUUAAUAAUAAUAAAAUAUUAUUAAAAUUAUAUUAUUAUUAUUUUAAUAUUUUCAUUAUUUUUUUUUAAAUGUUUUUUUGUCCCCCCUCCCUGCUUGUUGCCUGGCCAGAGAGGGGGGACAAAAAACAUUUAAAAAAAAAUAAUGCAAAUAUUAAAAUAAUAAUAUAAUGUUAAAAUAAUAUUAUUAUUUUAAUAUUAUAUUAUUUUAUUAUUAUUAUUUUAAUAUUUGCAUUAUUUUUUUUUAAAUGUUUUUUUGUCCCCCCUCCCUGCUUGUUGCCUGGCCAGGGAGGGGUGACAAAAAACAUUUAAAAAAAAAAAUAAUGCAAAUAUUAAAAUAAUAUAAUGAUAAAAUAAUAUUAUUUUUAAUAUUCUAUUAUUUUAAUAGUAUUUUAUUAUUAUAUUAUUAUUUUAAUAUUUGCAUUAUUUUUUUUUAAAUGUUUUUUUUGUCCCCCCUCCCUGACCAGGCAACAAGCAGGGAGGGGGGACAAAAAAAAAAUUUAAAAAAAAAAAUGCAAAUAUUAAAAUAAUAAUAAUAUAAUAUUAAAAUAAUAAAAUUAAAAUAAAAUGCCCUCCCCUCAUCCAGUUUACACACUGCAUUAUAUACACACAAACACACACACACACUGCAUUCAUUAUAUAUACACACACAAACACACACUCUGCAUUCAUUAUAUACACACAAACACACACUCUGCAUUCAUUCUAUACACACACUGUAAAUAAAUAUUCAAUUAAUGUAAUUUUAUUGGGAUCUAAUUUAAUUUAGAAAUUUACCAGUAGCUGCUGCAUUUCCCACCCUAGGCUUAUACUCGAGUCAAUAAGUUUUCCCAGUUUUUUGUGGUAAAAUUAGGGGCCUCGGCUUAUAUUCGGGUCGGCUUAUACUCAAGUAUAUACGGUAGUUCCACAUCAUGUACAUAAUUCCUAACGUAUUCCUGUUACCGUUACCAAUGAGAGCUAAGCAGGAGCAAGCAUAGCUGCUCAGUGAUAACCACAAGCCACUUUCUCCAAACAUUUUCGUUACAUAAACACUUUUCUAACACUCCAUCCACAGCAGUUCUAAAGGAUGAAAAGUAGAACAAAAGUUCAUAAAUGCAUAAGUAGCAAACAAUAAAAUGGUUGAUGAAAUACAAAAUGUAAAUGUCUGUGAUUGCAAAGUCACCAUUUCACACUUUUAUUUAAAAAUAAAUCUUUCACAUGUAGUCACGAUUCUAGUAUUAACAUCACAUCCUUAUUCCUGUUCAGUUUAUCUUGCCUUCAAGUCUAAUGUUCUCAUUUUAUUUUUAUUGCAGGGCUACAAAUAUUGCCCAAUGUUACAAUUAUUCUGUGGAAUUCUCUGGUGUUGGAGAGCCACCAGCAAAUGCCAAAGAUGUUGGGUUUUGUUCCCAAAUAGGGAUAUUUACUCGAAACUACACCGAGAGUGAAGAAUCUCUAAAGGAAAAAAGAGAGUAUAAGCACAUUUACAAAAAAGUAAGUAUUCAAUUGGAUCACAAUAUUUUCUAACUUGUAAACAAAGUCAACAAGCACUUUUUUCAUAAAUAUACAUACUGAUCCACUGAAAUAUCAGCACACUGUUAAAGCAUCCCUAUCGUUUCCCUCAUACAAGUAAUUACACAUUAAUGCAGUUUUUCAUAGACUCAUAGGUCCCAUGUUUUCAGAGGUUUAGACUAAGAUCAGGGUACUUUGAUAUGUAUUUAUUUAAUGCCAAGUUGCAUCAGUUAUGAGCCCUUGAAAAUUUUCCCAGCAAGACAUGAAAUUACCAUUGAAGCAGUUCUCCAGCUAUUGUGGAUCUAAACAUAUGUAGUACGUUUCUUUACAUACCAAACAUUGAUAAAGUUUCAGAAAUAUAGUUCUUAAUCUGGAAUCUGGUGCUAUUGUAGAGGCUCCCCCUUAGACAAACACAUAUUCAUAAGGCCCCAGGCACUUGUCUAGAAAAAUUGCCUUUUUGUAGCAAAACUAUAUUGUCUCUUGCAAUGCAAAAUACCCCAUUUGCAGUGGGAAGAGUUUGAUCAGUUUUUUUUUUAUUAAUUUCUAUUAAUAACAAUUACAUUUAAGUUGACAAAGUGACUGAUAAUCUGUAUCGGCUCUUAAAAAAUUAUAUUGGUCGAUCUUUAAUAGCGAGAUAUCUAUAUGUUGGAACUGUAAUUCCCCCUCUGACAGCCUCAUCAGUACAUCAUUAGUGGCUAGUGUCAGUUCUGUGCAUGUUCCAUUCAAUAGAAAGUAAUUAAUUGGCUAACAACCAUCAGCUGACACUCAGUGAAUCAGCAUCAAAAUCGGCAUCUGUCUUUUGUAUUUCUAAAGAACUUGAAUGAGGUUAUAAGACCCUUGGCACCCGGAAGGUAAGAGGACAAACCACAGCAAAAUAGUUUGCCCCAUUACCAGGAAUGGCGCUAUGGUGCUUCUUGCAUCAUAACCAUUACUGCAGGCUCUAGUGGUUAUGAUGCUUGGAGUCACCCUUUGAUGGAUACCUGAAGAUGUCAGACAUUUUGUUUGAGACUGAUUGUGCAUGUCAUACCUUUUAGCACUGUUAAUAGACUAGCCACACUAGAAAACUAACUUCGUAUUAUGUAUUACGUACACUGGCUUUACAAAACACAAUGUCAGCAGUGUGCACUCCUGUACUGCAACUUGUCAUGGCAGAUUGAGGUUAUGAUAUAGUCUGAUCAAAGGAACAGUAAGAAUGUUGAAGGUAUAGCAAAGAAAAAGUAGAAAAGGCUAGGUCAUGAAUAUUACACUUUCUCAGUAAAUGAGACUUGCCCCUCUGGCAUAUUUAUUUUCAAUUUGGGAAGAGGCACAGAAGGCUAAAAAGAAAAGAGAGGUUAGCAUUCCAGACCUCUCCCAGAAACAUUGUUACAAAAUAAGAGAUUAUUUUGUAAAACAACAAAUUCAUCAAACAAAGUCUGGAAAGAAUCAUUGUAUAGGCAAUUUGGGAGAAAAAAAUCCAAGUGCACUCGAGAGAAUAGCACCUUUAUAUGCUCUGUUACCCUUUAGCCCUGCCAGGAGUUAAACAGUGGGGUAUGGGCUUCCCAUGGAAGCAAAUUGUUGUUCUUUAAAUAUUUAAACCAUUUGUAGUAAGUGGAAUGUCCAGUAAAAGGCUAAAUGAAUUUCUUUUUGUGAUUCAAUGUAUGUUUUUUUUUUUUUUUUUAAUGAAGUAAACAAACACACACGUAAUGCUUAUUUGUGCAGAAUAAAAAUAAGAUUAUAUUUUCAAAAGGUUUUAAAUGUAGUAUACCCAAGCCUUCAAGAUGAAAAGUACCUACAACAAGCUGUGUUGAAAAAAGCUAUAUCAUAUGCUUAUAACAUGAAGAGAGAAUUACUACGUCGUCUUUUUCCCAGAGAAGAGGAAGAGCAAGAAGAGACUGUGUCUAUAGAGGGCCAGAAUACAUCUUGGCUUGUAUCAAGCGACUUCUCCCACCAUGAACCAGAAAAACCUGCAGAGGAGGGCACAUAUAUAGAACCCUUUCUUCAAGGAAGCACUGUACACAUUCCUAUGGAAAUACUCUUCCGAAACCCAAAAGUAAAGGAGCUUUGUGGAAAUUUUCAAGUUCUGAAAAGAAUGAUUAGUGAAGAUGAUUCUGUGACCAGUGAUGAAAAUUCUGUUUUAUUUGAUGUAGAUUUGGAAAACGAUUUCGAUAUUACAGGUUUACAAUAAUAAUAAAUGGAUAGUUUAUUUGAAGAGCUAACUUUAUUUUGUUAUAAGACGGUAUUUUAUUUUCCCCUGGAUUACAAAGUUCACUACACAGUAAAUAAAGAUGUUACAGCUGAAAUUUUUUUUGUUUGUUUUUUUAAAUCAUAUGUUCAUUGAAGGGUCAAAAAGGUUACAUGAGUGUAAACAUUAAUAAAGUAAUUUAAUUUACAGACUCAAGUGAUCUAUACAUAAGAUUAUUACCCUUCAGAUUUUACAAUAUUGCCAAGAAAAAGUAAGAAAAGAAAAUUGACAGAGAGGGAAAAAAAGGGAAAGCAAAGAUGAGAGAGAGAGAAACUCUCACCGCUCAUUAGAAUGUUAUUUUUUGUUAAAUAUUUUAAUCAUAAAAUAUUCUAUAAGUGCAUAUACAAAACAGUAAGGAUGUAUUUUACAUUUAUAUGAAAACAUUAUUUCAACUGUAUCUUGCCUCAUGUGUGGUAUAAAAACUUGCAACAAAACUUAAUUAUCUACUUAUGUGUAUGAGAAUGUUAUAUAGUUUAAAACGUUCAUUAUUUUAAUGUUCACUGUUCCACUAUUUCUAUCUUCGGGUCAAAUGGAAAAGGGAUUAAUAAAAAGCUUAGGGUUUUGUAUGGAUCCUUAUAGUAAUUGUUAUAAUUAUUACUAUGUAUGCUUCCAGUUUUUAUUUAUUUUUUCUGAGACAGCUGAAUUUGCCAAAACAAUGUUGGCUGUAGAUGACACAUUUUAAGAAUGCUUACAGUGAAAAAAAAAAAAUUAUAGACUGAACUUGAAAAUUAAUUAUUUUGUAUUCAAAAGUGACCUUUAUUUCUCAUAAAUAUAUAUAUCACAUAACAAUGGAUUUCCUGAAAGUAAUUCAAAUAUGUAUUUAUCUUAAAGGACCAGUAUAGUGCCUGGAAAACAAACUCAGUUUCCUGCCACUAUGUAGUCCUUAGGUGUCCCCCCACCCCCACCGUCAGGGCCGCACUCCCCACUUACCAUAAUUCAGACCUGCGCUGGUGACCUCUCUGAUGUCAGCUCCCGAGUGGAGCCGAAUGCGCAUGCGCAGCCAGAGCCACGCGCAUUCAAACUUACUCAAUGCUUUCCUAUAGACGUUCUUUGUGCUCAAUGCGAUUUUCGCAUUUAGCGUCGCAGAAGCGCCUCUAGCGGCUGUCAGGAAGACAGCCACUAGAGGCUGGAUUAACCCUGCAAUGUAAACGUUUAAUUACAGCUCCACGGUUAAAACCCGGGGGACCUGGCACCCAGACCACUUCAUUGAGCUGAAGUGGUCUGGGUGACCAUAGUGGUCCUUUAACUAUGUUUGUGCUAUUAUAUAAAAUGUGGACCAUUUCGCUGGAGUAUAAAGACCAAAGAAAAUCUCACCUUACACUUGAAGUUUUCUUUGUCAUAUAUAUAUAUAUAUAUAUAUAUAUUUAUUAUUUUUUUCCAUCUGAGACCUUUUCCUUUAAGUUGUACUCGAGUACUCAAUUUAGUCCAUUUCCUUCCGCAGAUAUGAAGCCAACCCUACUCUGCAUUUAUAUCUAGCUUUUGAUGAUUUGUUUUUUUUCUCUAUUGUGCUUACUGGAAAUGAGACGUGCAUAGCUAUGCUCUCAAGGAAACAAAUGUAAUGUCCACAAAAUACUCGAAUGAGGGUGUUUGACUCAGCAACAAUUCUGGAUUUUAAAGGGGAUCUGUCACUUCCUCAAACCACUCAUGCUCUUUGCAAAGAGCGUGACAUUUCAUCUAAACAUUGUGCUAGCAGUUUUGCUAGCAAAUAUAUAGAUUGAAAGAAAACCCUAUUUAAAAAUAUUUCUUCUUCGGCCACCUUUUUAUUUUUUUUUUUUAGCAUAGACUGAAUGCUGAAGAAUUGAUUGACAGGGAGAGCAGAAUGGACCACUUGCAUACAUUAGUAUUUCUCUCCACCCAUAGCAACCACAGCACAUGUACUGUAGCUGGCAUGGUAACUCCCUAGUCGAAGCUGCUAGCGCUGGCUAUGGAGUAAAGAAACGAUGUGACUCAUGUCACUUUGUUUAGAUGCUGGAUUGCUGGCAAUGUGUUGGCGUAAUGGAGGUGGUUUGCCCUGCUUGGGGAAGCGUCCCUAAGUAGGGCUAAAAAGUAAAGACUCCAGGAAGAGCAAAGUUUGACUGGAGGUGUGUUUUAAUUAGUGUAACACCCACCUCUGUAAGGAGAUAGAAGCAGGGGAGCGGCGGAUCAGGUAAGUGGUAGCAGGUUCCUUUUUAUUUAUUGAUCUACCUCUGUUCACAUUCUGGAUAUAUAAGCUUUCCAUUGUUACACUGGCUUCUAAGUGAAAACAUUGCAAUCGCUUGUAUAUUUCUAUACCCCUCUUUACAUACAAACUCAACAAAUUCUCCAUGGUAAAAUUUCCCAUUGUUAUCCAAACUCCACCGCAGUUUGAUAUGUUUUCUCUCCAUUUCUUCUUUGGAUAAGAUACAUGGCUCUGCAAUUGAAAUGUGUAUAAUAGUUAUAUUGUGGUAAGUGGUCACUAAGAAUUACUAGAAGAAAAAAACAUUGGUUUUCACAAAUUGUAGUAUAUAGUUGUGUAGAAAUAUAGUGCUAAAGUUA
Pelobates cultripes (western spadefoot toad) is the source of this 27101-nucleotide messenger RNA. Lineage: Eukaryota; Metazoa; Chordata; Amphibia; Anura; Pelobatidae. The record is from the annotation of a GenBank genome assembly.